This is a messenger RNA of Megalobrama amblycephala (Wuchang bream), 3451 nucleotides long. Its product is annotated as extracellular calcium-sensing receptor-like. The transcript has 6 exons. Gene Ontology annotation, molecular function: G protein-coupled receptor activity. Bases 89 to 2608 code for a protein of 839 amino acids. Gene Ontology annotation, cellular component: membrane. Gene Ontology annotation, biological process: G protein-coupled receptor signaling pathway. The record is from RefSeq and is a predicted model, not a curated record. Lineage: Eukaryota; Metazoa; Chordata; Actinopteri; Cypriniformes; Xenocyprididae.
CAUCCAUACUAAUUAUGUAUAUAAAAGUGCAAAUAGUGUAUCAAGUCAUUUGUAGUUGGCAUUCACAGUUGAACAAAAUUUUUUUGUGAUGCUUCUCUUUCUUUACACACUCCUGCUAUUCCAUCAACUUCAUACAAAGGCAGGAAACACUGUUUGCCGAAUAAUGGGAGAUCCUCAGUAUCCACUGCUUUCCAAGGAUGGAGACAUAACAAUUGGAGCACUUUUUCCAGUCCACAGCAUAGAAACAUUACCUUCAUUUGAGUUUACACAAAAACCACAGCUGAUAUCAUGCACCAGUGUGUAUCUGAGAGAUUUUCGACUGGCACAAAUCAUGAUCUUUGCCAUUGAGGAGAUUAACAGAAGUGAAAGUUUGCUCCCAAAUGUUUCUAUUGGUUAUCGAAUAUAUGAUACCUGUGGGUCAAGACUGUCUACUGUGAGUGCAACUAUGGGAGUGAUGAAUGAACAGGAGUUUGAACCAGGACGCAGAUGCAAUGGACAGUCUCCUUUACAUGCUAUCAUAGGCGAAUCAGAGUCAUCUGCAACAGUUAUUCUGUCUAGAACUACAGGACCUUUUAAGAUUCCAGUGAUAAGUCACUCUGCUUCUUGUGAAUGCCUCAGUAACAGGAAAGAUUACCCUUCAUUCUUCAGGACUAUGGCUAGUGAUUACCACCAGAGCACAGCACUUGCAUACAUAGUCAAGCACUUAGGCUGGUCCUGGGUGGGAGCUGUAAAUAGUGACAAUGACUAUGGAAACAAUGGAAUGGCCAUAUUUCUGAAAAUAGCCCAUGAGGAGGGGAUUUGUGUGGAGUACUCUGUAAAAUUCUACCGAACGGAGCCAGAAAAACUUCAGAAAGUGGUAGACACAAUUAAAAAAAGCACUGCAAAAGUGAUUGUUGCAUUUGUUUCACUUCCUGAGAUGGGCUUACUUAUUGAUCAGUUAAGUAUUCAGAACAUUACAGGCUUCCAAAUGAUUGGUGUGAAGUCAUGGAUAACAGUAAAGAGUUUGAUCACUCCAAACAGUUUCCGUGUGUUUGGAGGGUCACUGGGGUUUGCAGUAAGAAAAAUUGAUAUUGAAGGGUUUUCAGAUUAUGUCAUAAAAGAAUUUUGGAAAACAGCUUUUCCAUGCUCACAGAGUAAGGGGAAUUAUUCUCAAUAUGCUUUAAGUUGCAGCAGAUAUGAAGAUCUACUUUUGCUAAAAAAUUACAAUGAAGAUGUGCCUGAACAAAGAUAUGCAAGCUAUGUCUACAAAGCAGUUUAUGCUGUGGCUCAUUCACUACAUGCUCUACUUAAGUGCAAAGAACAAGUGGGUUGUGAAAAAGGCCUGGCAAUACAACCACAGCAGCUUGUUGAGGCUCUGAAAAUGGUAAAUUUCACCAUAAAGACUGGAGAUCACGUGUGGUUUGACAGCACUGGUGGCGCAGUAGCCCAAUAUGACGUUGUCAAUUGGCAUCAGGACUCAGAUGGAUCAAUACAUUUUAAAUCAGUGGGAUACUAUGAUGCCUCACUGCCCCCUGACCAGCGCUUUGUUCUUAACACUGAAAACAUAAUCUGGGCUGGAGGACAGUUAGAGAAGCCAAGGUCUGUGUGCAGUGAGAGCUGUCCUCCAGGCACUAGGAAGGCUGCACAGAAAGGAAGACCUGUCUGCUGUUAUGACUGUAUUCCAUGCGCAGAAGGAGAAAUCAGCAAUGAGACAGAUUCAAAUAACUGCAAGCAGUGUCCAAGGGAAUACUGGCCUAAUGCUGAGAAAAAUAAAUGUGUGUUAAAAACUGUAGAGUUUCUGUCAUUCACAGAAGUAAUGGGUAUAGUGCUAGUCUUUUUCUCAAUGGUUGGAGUAGGAUUAACUGUGAUGGUGGCCAUCCUGUUUUACAGCAAGAAAGACACUCCCAUAGUAAAAGCCAACAACUCAGAGCUGAGCUUCCUGCUGCUCUUCUCAUUGACUCUGUGUUUCCUCUGUUCACUUACUUUCAUUGGACGGCCCACUGAGUGGUCCUGUAUGUUGCGUCAUACAGCGUUUGGUAUCACUUUUGUCCUCUGUAUCUCUUGUGUUCUGGGGAAAACAAUAGUGGUGUUAAUGGCCUUCAAGGCCACACUUCCAGGAAGUAAUGUCAUGAAAUGGUUUGGGCCUUCUCAACAGCGACUCUGUGUUCUUGCCUUUACACUUAUACAGGUUCUUAUCUGUGUGCUUUGGAUAACAAUAUCACCUCCAUUUCCUCACAAAAAUAUGACAUAUUAUAAGGAAAAUAUCAUUCUUGAGUGCAGCCUGGGUUCUGCUAUAGGAUUCUGGGCUGUGAUGGGUUAUAUUGGCCUACUGGCUGUUUUGUGCUUCAUUCUAGCUUUUCUGGCUCGCACACUGCCUGAUAACUUCAAUGAAGCCAAAUUCAUCACAUUCAGUAUGCUCAUAUUCUGUGCUGUAUGGAUCACAUUUAUUCCAGCUUAUGUCAGUUCUCCUGGAAAAUUCACUGUAGCUGUAGAGAUAUUUGCCAUUUUAGCCUCAAGCUUCAGUUUACUAUUCUGCAUCUUUGCACCUAAAUGUUAUGUCAUCCUGUUUAAGCCUGAACAAAAUACAAAGCAAAAUAUGAUGGGGAAAACAACAUCUAAGCCCUGCUGAGAAAUAAACUAACAUGUCUUUAUUAACAUUGCAAUGUUUUUUUAAUUGUUAACUCAAAGACAAAAUAAAAAGUUGUUACUGAUUUAUUAAAUUCACAAAAAAAUAUUUACAUAUAAACUGAUACAAUACAGACUUUUAAAUUAAACAAAAAAUAUGCAUACAUUAACACCUACAUACAUACGAUCUUAGACAAAUUCAACAUUCAUCAUUUCUGAGGUUAUACAUUAUUAUACUAUAAAAUUAUAUUCAUAUUAUUAAAUUGUAUAUACAAUUAUUUUAUUUAUGGAUACAUUGUUGAAAUGCUGACAAAUAUAUGAAAUGCCUAACCCUAACCCUUAAUCUUAACUACAUUUCAAAGAGAAAAUUAAUACUUUUAUACUAUGCGGAUAAUUGACACCGAUAUCCAGUUCACAAAUUAAUCUUCUGAUCAACUUUGUUCCUUUAAAUCUGUCAAACAUUUUAAGCUGGGUGUACAUUGUAUUUAUAACAUUGUAUUGUGUUUAUAAUGAUUUAUAACAGUCCUCUGCAAUUGUUGCUUGUCAGACUGUACAAACAUGAUCCUAGCUGUGAGACAUAUCACACUGUGGGAUCUCACUUCCCUUUCUGUCCAUCACGUUUGACCUUAUGUUGAGUGACUAUGGGAUUAAAUUCCCGCCAAUAGUAUUGCGGUCAUGGAUCAAAAAAUAAUAAACAUGUAUCAAAAAUGUAAAAACAUAUGUAAAAUAUAUAGCACAAACUGAAACAAAUAAUGCAAAAUGAUCAGAAUAGCAAAGAACAUGCACGAAUAAAAAAUAAAAUAAGUGUGAAAAGAAAAAUUAAAAGCGCAUUUAAAAAAAUAACAAG